AUGCGUAGUAACCUUGUAGUGUCUCCUGAAAAAGAGAAAGUCAUCAAAGAAUUAUACAAAGAAUUCAGAUGUUUGGAAUUUUGUUUGGUCGUUACGUUCGCUAGUGCUAGUGGAUUGUUUAAUGAAUUACCUGGUGUGGUCAAACUAUUUCACUUGCCGGUGUACCACUACGUUCCUAAAGUUCUGGUGAAAACAGUCCACGUACCAACCCCUGUUACAGUGGAACAGCCUCAUCCAUACUCCUUUAACUUUGGAACCAAAGACGAAGAUGGCAGCAUUAUCACCCGCCAGGAGUCCGGAGACAGAAGUGGAACAGUAUCCGGAGAUUAUGGAUACAAAAAUACCAACGGUGUCUACCCUCAAGCGCCCCCCAGUAGCAUAGCGAUUCUCUUUUUGUCGCUCUUAGUCCUUGAGACUAGUGUCAGCUGUGGUCAACAGUAUCCCUCCAUACAGCCCUUUUAUGAAGGAGAUUCAUAUUAUCCAGGCCCUGCUUUUCAACCUUUCAAAAUUAUCCGUGUACCAAUCUCAGAAGAAGUAGAAGACGAAGAAGAGGUCCCGCCACCAAAUGAGGAGAAGCACCAGUUUUAUCGUUACAUACAAAAGAACAAAGAUGAAGAAUAUCAUGCGAAUAGUGGGUAUAUUAACCAGCCGAUAAUUCUUCAGAAAAAAACCUUUUAUGGGUAUAAAGCUACUACAACCACUACAGAAGCUCCAGAAAUGACAGAUCUACCAAAAACCUACAGUUAUGCUUCAUAUAAACUAUAUCCUAGUUACAUUUCUAAUCCCCCUACAACUACUACAGAGGUUCCAGAAACGGAAGCCCCACUUGAAGGCUACGAACAUGCUUUCUAUAAGCAACACCAUAUUUAUACCUAUAGGCCGACUACAACCACUACAGAAGCUCCAGAAGUGACAGACCCAUCCAAAAACCGCACCUAUAGUUUAUAUAAACAAUACCCAGGUUACAUUUACAAACCAACCACAAUUACUACGGAGGCUCCAAAAGUGAAAGAUCCACCAAAAGGCUACGGUUAUGGUUAUUAUAAACAGUAUCCAGGUUUCAUCCACCAACCAAUUACAACUACUGCUAAAGAUCCAGAAGUAAGAGACCCAUCAGAACGCUACAGUUAUGUUUUAUAUAAACAAAUCCCAAAUUCCAUUUUCAAACCAACCACAACUACUACAGAGGCUACGGAAGUGACAGACUCGCCCAAAAAACAUAGCUAUAGUUUAACUAAACAAUACCCAGGUUACAUUUUUAAACCAAAAAGAACUACUACAGAGGCUCCCAAAGUAGAUCCACCAAAAGACCAUGAUUAUGGUUACUAUAAGCAAUACCCAAGUUAUAUUUACAAACAAACCACAACUACUACAGAGACUCCAGAAGUAAAAGACCCAUCAGAAGGCUACGGUUAUGGCUUUUUAAAACAAUAUCCAGGUAAUAUUUACAGACCCACAAUAACUAUUACUGAGGCUCCCAAAGUGAAAGAUUCAUCAAAAGGUUACGGUUAUGGUUACUAUAAGCAGUACCCAGGUUAUAUUUACAAACAAACCACAACUACUACAGAGACUCCAGAAGUAAAAGACCCAUCAGAAGGCUACGGUUAUGGCUUUUUAAAACAAUAUCCAGGUAAUAUUUACAGACCCACAAUAACUACUACAGAGGCUCCCAAAGUGAAAGAUUCAUCAAAAGGUUACGGUUAUGGUUACUAUAAGCAGUACCCAGGUUAUAUUUACAAACAAACCACCACUACUACAGAGACUCCAGAAGUUAAAGACCCAUCAGAAGGCUACGGCUUAUAUAAACAAUACCCAGGUUAUAUUUACAAACAAACCACAACUACUACAGAGAAUCCAGAAGUUAAAGACCCAUCGGAAGGCUACGGCUUAUAUAAACAAUACCCAGGUAAUAUUUACAAACAGACCACAACUACUACAGAGGCUCCAGAAGUAAAAGACCCAUCAGAAGAUUACCGUUUACAAAAACAAUACCCAGGUUACAUUUUCAAGCCAAUCACAACUACUACAGAGGCUCCCAAAGAAGAUUCACCAAAACGUUACCGUUAUGGUUACUAUUAG
This is a messenger RNA of Limulus polyphemus (Atlantic horseshoe crab), 2079 nucleotides long. Its product is annotated as mucin-5AC-like. The transcript is spliced from 5 exons. The record is from RefSeq and is a predicted model, not a curated record. Lineage: Eukaryota; Metazoa; Arthropoda; Merostomata; Xiphosura; Limulidae. The coding region runs from base 1 to 2079 and encodes 692 amino acids.